Necator americanus (New World hookworm) is the source of this 528-nucleotide messenger RNA. RefSeq lists its product as uncharacterized. Lineage: Eukaryota; Metazoa; Nematoda; Chromadorea; Rhabditida; Ancylostomatidae. The transcript has a single exon. The record is from RefSeq and is a predicted model, not a curated record. The coding region runs from base 1 to 528 and encodes 175 amino acids.
AUGGAUACCUCUAUAAAUCCAGCGGCAGUUUCACGUGAACGAGGACUUCCACGCAUGCAUGCCAAUGAUGCUGAACGGCAAAGAAAUCACCGCACUGUUGAAAUGAGUGUUGUAUGGAAUGCACGCCUGAGCGCGAACGCACAAAGCCAGCGAAUUCAAAGACAGAAUGAAGACAGCGCAGAACGUAUUCUUAGACAGUUGGAGGACCCACAUCGUCACCAAUUGCUGCGCCAAAAUGAGAACACCGAGCAACGUUCUAUUAGGCUCAUGACAAGUUGGCAGCGCCUACAAACAUUGUGCCAAAACGAAAGUGCUGGGAGACGAUCCGAACGUCUCACAGCCAAUUCGGUGCGGCAGUGCAGACGGCGCCGAGCUGGAAGUGUAGAGGAACGAAGUGAACGCCUCUUUGAAAAUGCGCAGCGCCAGCAGAGGCGCAGACAAACGGAAAGCGCUGAGGAGAGAGCUGAACGUUUGCUUGAAAAUUCACAACGACAGCAGAGGCACCGCCAAAGCGCUCCGAACGCUUGA